Schistocerca serialis cubense is the source of this 924-nucleotide messenger RNA. Its product is annotated as myrosinase 1-like. Gene Ontology annotation, biological process: carbohydrate metabolic process. The transcript has 7 exons. Bases 1 to 924 code for a protein of 307 amino acids. Gene Ontology annotation, molecular function: beta-glucosidase activity. NCBI's taxonomy places the organism in Eukaryota, Metazoa, Arthropoda, Insecta, Orthoptera, Acrididae. The record is from RefSeq and is a predicted model, not a curated record.
AUGCCAAAAGACUUGGAGUUGCGGAAAAUGGUUCCUGAAGCUACCAACCUGGAUACAAAUACAUUUCUGAAAACGCCGUCCAAAAGUAAAGGAGAGAGCAUUCGGGACUACUUCUUCCACAACCAUCCUGAAUACACCACAGGAGACACCGGGGACGUCUCCUGCGAUUCUUACCACAAGUACCAGGAGGACGUGCAGAUGCUGAGGGCACUCAAAGCGAACGUAUACCGAUUUUUGAUUUCAUGGGCACGUGUGUUGCCCACCGGUGAUCUCGACGUUAUCAACCAGGGUGGUAUCGACUACUACAACAACCUCAUCAACGAGCUACUCGCCAACGGAAUUCAGCCUCUGGUAACAAUGUACCACUGGGACCUUCCGCAAGCAUUGCAGUACAUCGGAGGCUGGUCCAACGGGUUGCUGGUCGACUACUUCGUUGAAUACGCCAGGACACUGUUCGAAAAUUUUGGAGACAGGGUGAAAUGGUGGAUCAAAAUCAAUGCUCCAGCUGGUUUGGUAAACGGCUACGCGGUGAACGAAGUCGCCCCCUCUCAGCCAGCAUCGGGCAUCGGAGACUACCUGGCAACACACACCGCCAUCAAAGCUCACGCACGGGUCUGGCACCAGUACGACGAACAGACAGAGCCUCGCAGAACGGGAUACCUAGGAGCUGUACUAGAGGCGAUAUACACAGACGGUGUUCCGGUUAUCGGACACUUGGCAUGGAGUCUCAUGGACACCCUGGAAUGGAACGCGGGAUUCACAGCUAAGUACGGGCUGUACGAGGUGGAUUUCAACAGUCCAAACCGAACGAGGACGCCCAAGGAUUCAGCUGUAUUCAUGGCGGAAGUUCUACUGCUUAUUACUAGGCUCAUAGCAGCAAGCAACGGCCGACAAGUAACGAGAGGAAAUUGGCUGAAAAUGUGA